ACUACCGGAGAAAUACGGCGGACGUGAGGACAAUCCACUCGUGUCAACAGUGGUCCCGGGGACGGCCUUGUCCCUCCUCCUCUCCCUCCUCUUCCUCACCUUCUCUCCUUGUCUUUUCCCUACCUCGUCGCCUGUGAUCUUCACCUCCUUCCCACCUACCCUGCCGGAGAGACGGGCAUCCCGUCUCUCGCGCCCGCCUCUGUCGUCACAAUGCGAUCCAGUAUCGCCUGCGCUCGUUGCCGUCGAAGCAAGAUAAAAUGUGUCAACGCCGGCAUCGAUACCACCUGCCGCGCCUGUGAAUCCUCCGGUCGAGAAUGUGUAUAUCCCGCCCCCGCUAUCGGGGUGGGCGGUGGUGCGGCCAAGCGAGACCUGGCCGCGCUGGCGGAAGGCGAGGAACGGAACAAUGAUUGGGAUAGCCCCAAGCGACAACGAUCUCGAAAGGCCCCCGGCAUCUCCUCGUCUGCCGCAAAGGAUGGCGCCCGAUCCGCACUCGACGUGCUCGAUUCGGCGAUCCUCACCACCAAGGUCUGGGAUGCGGUCUUCGAUCUCUUCCAGUCCCACUUUGCGACCAUGCUCCCCUUCCUGCAUCCUGCCUCCUUCAUCGGUCAAACGCGCCAACUCUCCACCCCCUCUACCAAUUCGUCCACCCAUCCAGAGCACUCGCGCGAUCCUGCGCAAAGUCCACCUGCGAGCAAGCCGGAUCCCAAUCCGCUCAUUCCCCUCGGUGUUCUCGCACUCACGGCCCGUUUCCACCCCCAACUGGUCGCUUUCCACUCUCCACCAUCCCCCGGAAAUCCAUCCAAUCCUCUCGUCGCCUCGGAGUUCUAUGCGACGGCGUUGCGUAGCCGGCUGGCUGGCGUCGACGGCGCCAGUCUCGCGGUCACGGACCUCACCCGGGUCCAAGCAUUGCUCAUGCUGGCGCUGCAUGAAUGGGGCAUGUGCCGCGGCAAGAGCGCCUGGUUGUAUGUCGGAAUGGCCAUCCGGCUCUCCCAAGCCAUGGGUCUUCCCUUCGAGCUGGAGAAUGAGCUGGCGUCUCGCGACGGGCCCCGGUCGCCCGUACUGAAGACGGAGGUCGAGAUGUUCGGUCUAUCCCGUCGGCCGGUGGAGCCCAGAGAACAGACCUCGGAUGAUAUCAUCGCGCUAGAGACGAAGCGUCGCACCUUCUGGGCAUGCUUCAUUCUGGACCGUUGCUUAAGCAGCGGCAAAUAUCGACCGCGUAUGAUCCGUGUUAAGGAGCUGGGUAUCCAACUUCCCAGCGAUAACGCCUUUGCGUUUGGAGAACGGGUCCGCACGUCCCGUCUCAGUGAGCCGGCUGCCCGCCGCCCGCAAUCGUUCGGCUCCCAGGGCGUUCAGAUUCCGAGCAUCCGGCAAAGUCUGGGUGCUCUUGGUGACGACCGGUUACCGAGUAAUGGUGCUCCCGAUCCCAAGUCUUCGUGGUCGCCUGUCUCGCGACGUAAGGAUUCCAGUGAGGAUGAAAUUGAUCGAUGGGAGGUUGGUGCCGAGGAAUCCGUGCUCAGUCGGGUGAUUCGUAUCAUCCGCAUCUGGGGAAGCAUUGCCAAGUGGUCUUGCGCUGGGGGAAGAAGAAACGAACAGUUGCCCCCAUGGCACCCAGACUCGCGUUUCUCGCAGCUUCGAGCGAUGCUGGGCGAGUUCCAGGAUAGCCUCUCGCGCAACUUGCAGUACUCUCCACGGAACACGGAUACGCAUAUCAUGUAUAAGAACACGCUCUCCCCGUAUACGGUGAUGCAUGUGGUCUAUUUUCUGUCGGUCAUUGUCCUCCAUCGUGCGUAUAUCCCAUUCCUGCCCGUACGAUGCUCGGAGCCGGUUGGGCCCUUGGACGAACCGCUGUUCCCCGUCGAGAAGCCCGGUGUGGCAGAGGCUUUCUGGCGUGAGAGCGCUCGGGAGCUCUUCAAUGCCGCCCGGCAGAUGAUUGACCUGGCGGUCACCUGCCAAGACCGCGGCGUCCUGGUCGAGAACCCUCUCGUCGGGUUUGCUGUCUAUAACGCCGCUUUCAUCGGCGUGUAUGCGGCCCACUUCCCCCACAUGGAUCCGGAUGCCGCUUUAGCUCCAAGAGACCGUAACACUCAAGGCCAGGCACAAGCCCGUAAGGCCCUUGACAUCCUGCGCGAUAUGCGGCUGCGUCUGAAGAUGGCGCGGGGUUGGUUCCGCACCCUCAACCGGCUGCAUAGUUAUUUCGCUAAGGUCAAGCGCGAUUUCCGCCGCUCCUCGCGUAAGAUGGACAUGGAUGGCGUUGAUGUGCAUAUGAACGGGGUUCGUCCGGUGCGUGAAGGCGGCGCUGGUGGAGGCCUUGAGGAAUUCAAGCUCUUGGAGAAGUUGUUCUUGGAGUUCGGUAUCAUCGAAGACCAACUGCCUGAUAACAGUACGGAGGAUGAUGGCCUGGCAGCAGUCAGUGAUCGGGCUACCAACCUCAGCGAUGCGGGCAGCAAUGCUGUUCGCAGUGAAACUGGAGAUACGGGCGAGCCUCCACUGGAUGGUGCAGGCGGACGCCGUGAGUCUUGGGUACCCAUCAAUAGCCCCGGGAUGCCACUCCCUGGCCCGGAUGGGGAGCGACGGCCUAGUCUGCCUUUGCCCCCAGGCCGCUCCUUGCAGUCCCAGUCUCCGUACUCUCUACCAUCUCUCCAGCACCAUCCUGACGCAGGACUAUACAACUCGUCUUCCCCCAAUCUCCCAUCUCUGGGACCCCCUGGCCCGUACGGUGCCCCGCCAACAACGACGGCAACAGGGUCCUCACAGUAUGGGGCACCGCCGCCCAACAACCGUUUGCAGCCUCUCAAUUCGUGGCUGAACAAUCGUCAGCAGCCUCCUCCGCCUUAUUCGCAGUCGCUGCCGCCCAUCAAUGCGGCUACGUCACACAGCUUGCCAUUGCUGCCCCCACCUGGCUCUGUCGGCCACCCGGGAGCGUCACCACCGGUAACACUUGAUGGGCUUGACACGGUCAACACCAACGGGUUGUGGUCGACCAGCCUGGGCGGAGAUGAUGUGCUGGCGUUUUUGGAGGGAUGUGAAUACGACCAGCUGCCGGCGACGACGCCGUCGGAGGUCGGUGUUCCGGUCGGGUGGCUCAGCACGGUGUGGACCGAGUUUGCCCGCUGAUGGGGUGGAUACAUACUCCCCACCAUUGCAUUUUGCCUUUGUUGCUUUGCCUUGAUUAUCUCUUUUUCCUUUCCUCCAUUCUUUGCUGAUGAUUGAGCGAUCCUUCGUCUGUACCAUUAUUUCUUAUGUGCGGCUUCUGUAUUGUAUGAAUAUCUAUGCGCGCUUCGGCGGACUGACGAGACCACGCGACACUUCU
Molecule: messenger RNA, 3310 nt
Organism: Aspergillus eucalypticola CBS 122712
Lineage: Eukaryota; Fungi; Ascomycota; Eurotiomycetes; Eurotiales; Aspergillaceae
Product: putative C6 transcription factor
Exons: 2
Coding region: 211-3114 (967 amino acids)
Biological process (GO): regulation of DNA-templated transcription; DNA-templated transcription
Cellular component (GO): nucleus
Molecular function (GO): DNA binding; zinc ion binding; DNA-binding transcription factor activity, RNA polymerase II-specific
Source: RefSeq, a predicted model, not a curated record